AUGGAUCAAGAGGACGCAUUCGCGCAGGAGGCGCAAGAAGAAGUCCUGGCCAGGAGGACGUCGUCGGAGUCAGAAGACACUUCCAAGCCGCAGCUGCGCACCAGCAUCACGGACGAGGGUGACUUCAAUGAUGAGAGCAGUCCUCUUAUCUCCGAUCGAUCUCGAGCUUCGCGGCGCCCUGGCGCAGGUGUAGCAAGAGCUGGAGAGAGCUAUACGAGGGCCAUCAACGAGCCUUGGAACGGGUCUCAUGGUGCUGGCUCAUUGCCAUGGUGGAAACGGCCCUCGAUAUACUGGCUGUUGCCGGGGUUUUUACCUUUCUGUCUCGCAUUCGGAGGCCUCAUUGUGCCAAAGCAAUACCUCGUCCUCGAUUUGAUAUGCAGAGACUACCUGUCCGACCGGGCCAGGAAAGACCCUACAUUCAAGUUCAUGCCCGUCGUCCUCGGCGGCGACAACCCCCAGUGUCGCGAUCCGGAGGUGCAAUCCUUGGUCGCAAAGUUCAACCUCUAUUCAAAUCUCCUGUCUGGACUCUUCGCAGCUAUCGUGGCUCCUCAUCUGGGUGCUCUGUCCGAUAGAUAUGGUCGAAAACCAAUUAUGCUGUUUGCCUCACUGGGCGGGUUUGUCAUGGAAGUUGUUACCAUUAUUGUUGGCUCAAAUCCGGACACUGUCUCGGUAUAUUGGAUACUCCUGGGAGCCCUGCUUGACGGACUCUGUGGGUCUUUCACCACAGGCAUGGCGCUUUCCUUCGCAUACGCAUCCGACUGUACCGCGCCCGAGCAUCGCAACAAAGCCUUCGGCUAUUUCCAUGGCACCCUGUUUACGGGUGUAGCAUUCGGGCCUUUGUUGUCUGGAUUUCUAAUGAAGCUCUCCGGAACUGUCAUGAUUGCAUUCUGGCUUGCGUUGGGCUGUCAUUUGUACUUCAUCGUCUUUCUUAUGCUUUUCGUGCCAGAGUCGCUAUCAAAAGAAAGACAAACACUUGCGCGGGAGAAGCACAACCUGAGCCGUAAGGAACAGCCAAAGAGGGGAUGGUGGAAAGCCUUCCGUGCAUGGAACAUGUUCGAGCCAUUGUGGGUUCUAAGACCAACAGGUCCUGGUACAAGUCCUGCUCUCCGUCGGAAUCUCUUCCUUAUUGCAGGCAUCGACACCCUUAUGUUUGGUGUAGCUAUGGGAACUAUCAACAUUGUCCUAAUCUAUGCGCAGUAUAGGUUUGGAUGGGACGAGGUUGCUGCGAGUUUGUACGUUUCCUCGGUCAAUAUUUGCAGAGUCCUCGCCUUGGUCGGUCUACUCCCUCUGCUCAUUCGGCUUUACCGACAUCAUGGAGAUCAACAACCUGGCCACCGAGGUUCAGAUCGUUUGGACAUCAGCAUCAUCCGCACCUCACUCAUUUUCGACUUGAUUGGGUAUCUUGGGUAUGCGCUCACGCCGAACGGUGCAAUCAUGGUUAUGGCGGGACUUGUUGCAUCUAUUGGUGGCAUUGGAUCGCCGACUCUUCAAUCGUCACUUACCAAACAUGUUCCGGCUGACCUUACGGGACAAGUCUUGGGCGCAUCGGCACUAUUGCAUGCGCUUGCCCGUGUUGUUGCUCCUACGGUUUUCAACCUGAUCUACAGCAAGACGGUUAAGAUCUAUGCUGGCAUCGUGUUUGCUUGUCUAGCGUUCAUUUUUAUCAUUGCUUUUGGCAUGAGUUGGUUUCUCAAACCUGGUGGUAUGUAUACAAAUCUGUUCAUUGCAUUCGACUGA
This is a messenger RNA of Cyphellophora europaea CBS 101466, 1737 nucleotides long. RefSeq lists its product as uncharacterized. NCBI's taxonomy places the organism in Eukaryota, Fungi, Ascomycota, Eurotiomycetes, Chaetothyriales, Cyphellophoraceae. The transcript has 2 exons. Gene Ontology annotation, biological process: transmembrane transport. The record is from RefSeq and is a predicted model, not a curated record. Gene Ontology annotation, cellular component: membrane. The coding region runs from base 1 to 1737 and encodes 578 amino acids. Gene Ontology annotation, molecular function: transmembrane transporter activity.